Messenger RNA from Solanum verrucosum, 743 nucleotides. Its product is annotated as thioredoxin-like protein Clot. Bases 85 to 483 code for a protein of 132 amino acids. The transcript has 2 exons. Gene Ontology annotation, cellular component: cytosol. NCBI's taxonomy places the organism in Eukaryota, Viridiplantae, Streptophyta, Magnoliopsida, Solanales, Solanaceae. The record is from RefSeq and is a predicted model, not a curated record. Gene Ontology annotation, molecular function: protein-disulfide reductase [NAD(P)H] activity.
UAGUAAUAUAUAGAUGAGGGUUGAAAAUAUCUAAUUCAAGCGUAGCAGAAGUAGGGUAACUGAAAUCGAAUUGUAGCAGUAAGAAUGCCGUUGAAGGUGUUGGACGCAACCGUAGCAACUUUUGAUGGAGUUUUUGAAAAGUUUAGAGCAGAGUCGCCCAAAAACAAAGCCAAUUUCAUCCUAUUCCUGGCUGAUAUAGACCCUUCUACCAACCUUAGUUGGUGCCCUGAUUGUGUAAGAGCUGAACCUGUGAUAUACAAGAAACUGGAAGCAUCAUCUGAUGAUAUAGCACUUCUGAGGGCUUAUGUCGGGGACAGACCUACUUGGAGGACUCCACAGCACCCAUGGCGAGUAGAUGGGAGGUUCAACCUCAAAGGGGUUCCAACCUUAAUCCGAUGGGAAAAUGAUGCAAUCAAAGGUCGACUUGAAGACCAUGAAGCACACCUUGAUCACAAAAUUGGUUCCCUUCUGAAUGGGAGUUAAGUGUCCCAUUACUUCAAGGGGAUGCUUUAUAUUAAGAGAGUGUCUUAAUAAAAUAUGUCGAGCCUCAUUGGCCUGAAUGAACCUCAUUUUAAAAGGCCGUGAAUAUGAUGCCUCAGUGCUAGUGGUAGCGGAAAAAACUAGUGAUUCUUGUUACACACAUGUGUUGCUUCCAUUUCUCCUGCCAUGCUUAGUGUACUAAAUUAUACAUCAAUAGCAUGUUUGAUGUGUUGCUAAAAUGGAAAUUAUUGCAUUGUGUUUGA